Molecule: messenger RNA, 1156 nt
Organism: Coccinella septempunctata (seven-spotted ladybird)
Lineage: Eukaryota; Metazoa; Arthropoda; Insecta; Coleoptera; Coccinellidae
Product: hunchback-like protein
Exons: 6
Coding region: 59-616 (185 amino acids)
Source: RefSeq, a predicted model, not a curated record
UUCGGGUUUAUGGAAAAAUCGCAAUUACGAAAUAGUUGAAAGUGUGAGGCCAACAAGUAUGAUACCAAAAAGUGACGUUAUCAAGCCAAAAGUGAGAAUAAGAGAAGGUGUCCGGAAACUGCAAAAACAGAAGGUAUUCAAGUGUUCCAAAUGCGAAUUCUCUUCAUACUUCAGGGAUAUUCUGGACCAGCAUAUCCACAGAACACAUUUACAACCAAAUCAAGAAUGCAAGCAGAUACAAUCGAAUGAACGUGUUAAUUUUACUAUCAACGGAAAAGAAAAAGCACCCCAUUCCUCUGUUGCUAAUAGGGCGUCUAUAAGGAGUAAGAAAUUUACCUGCACAGAUUGUUCAUUUCCGACGACAGAUUUGAGAAUAUUUCUGAAUCACAUAUUUGUGAUACAUAAAUACCGCUGGUACAAAUGUCUAAUCUGCCGUGUUUGCACGACAUCUCCAAAUGCAAGCAUGGAGCAUUUUCGAAAAAAUCCUGAUCACAUGAUACCAUAUGGGAAAAGAAACUCACAGAAAAAGAUAAUUCAACCGAGACGAGAAAAAAAAUACAGGUACAAGUCGGAUGAGAACUUGAACAUCGAGGUGAAGAAAGAAGGAUUGUUAUAACACCCAAACCUCAUUGUUUCAAGAAGGGGAAUAAAAUAGAAAAAAAAUUCUACUGUGAGGUUUGUGAAUUUAAAACACUUAGCUACAGUACACUGAUGGUACAUAAGAAUAGGAAUCAUAAUUUGGCUAUGAGAUGCCCAGGGUGUUUUCGUCACUUAAAUUCGAUAGCUGAAUUGAUAAAACAUUUAAUGGAUAGUCCCAAUCAUAUGACGACUUAUCUCAGAUGCAACAUUUGUGAUUUUGGAACCUACGAUGAACGGGCAUUAACGAUUCAUAAGAAGAGGAAACAUUUUUAAUCAAUUCAUGACGGAAGUGAACGAAGAUCCGUGAAGGUGAAAAUAUCUAAUGUGAGUAGAAAGUAUUAUUCCUGGAAUCGAAAAGAAGAAAAUGAGAAAAGUAUGGACGUCACUGACACAAUCGAAGUAGAUUCUUACGUUUGCAUAUAAACUAGAAGAUUUCAAAUAACCGACUUUGCAAUAGAGGCAAACGAGAAAUAUGAAGUGAAACAACGUCUGAACUUGGGUACCUAAAACAUAUUGU